GAUCAGUUCCAAGGCGCAAACUGGCACGCAGCCCUAAGUCUCAUUCCAUUUCCACACGCCUUUCCCUCUCGCUGAGAACCACGACGGCGACGACGACGACGACUGCAGAGCCAUCACUUUGUUCUUCCCAUAACGCUUUCCAUUUCCUCAAUCCUUAUCCUAUAAUUCUGGUCUUAUCGUGAUCCUGAUCGCCAUUCGUAUAUAAUCAUGGCUUCGGCCUCAGCAUCUGCGCUACUCAGAGUUUCGAGAGCGAGGCUAUUCACGCCGUCUUUUUGUUCCAGAUCCUUCCCCGCUUCUUCUACGAAGCUCUCUCCGCCUUCUUUUGCUAAUACUACUUACAGAUCUCUAAGUGGUUCAUCUGCUUUUCGAUCGGUCCCUCGCUGGAGUCACGGCGUACACUGGCGUUCUCCUCUCAGUCUUCGUGCUCAGAUCAGAGCUACUGCUCCUGCGAUUGAGCGUCUCCACCGAAAAUUUUCUUCCAUGGCUGCCGAAAAUCCUUUCAAGGAAAAUUUAACGAGCCUACCAAAGCCUGGAGGUGGAGAAUUUGGGAAGUAUUACAGCCUACCGUCUCUGAAUGAUCCGAGAAUUGAUAGACUGCCUUACUCCAUCAGAAUAUUGCUUGAAUCUGCAAUUCGGAACUGUGACAAUUUCCAAGUGAAAAAGGAAGAUGUCGAGAAAAUUAUUGAUUGGGAAAAUAGCUCCCCUAAGCAAGUUGAAAUUCCUUUCAAACCUGCUCGUGUCCUUUUGCAGGAUUUUACUGGGGUACCAGCGGUUGUUGAUCUUGCUUGUAUGCGUGAUGCCAUGAACAAACUUGGUAGUGAUUCCAAUAAAAUAAAUCCCCUGGUUCCCGUGGACCUCGUUAUUGAUCAUUCAGUUCAAGUUGAUGUAGCAAGGUCAGAAAAUGCAGUUCAGGCCAAUAUGGAACUUGAAUUCCAAAGGAACAAGGAAAGAUUUGCUUUCCUAAAAUGGGGGUCUAAUGCAUUCCAGAAUAUGCUUGUUGUUCCUCCUGGAUCUGGUAUUGUGCAUCAGGUUAAUUUGGAAUACCUUGGAAGAGUGGUUUUCAACACUAGUGGUCUGCUGUACCCGGAUAGUGUCGUUGGAACUGAUUCGCACACAACAAUGAUUGAUGGUUUAGGGGUUGCUGGUUGGGGUGUUGGAGGUAUUGAGGCAGAGGCGGCAAUGCUUGGACAGCCAAUGAGCAUGGUAUUGCCUGGUGUUGUUGGGUUCAAGUUAUCUGGAAAAUUACGCAAUGGGGUCACUGCUACUGACUUGGUUUUGACUGUGACACAAAUGCUGAGGAAGCACGGUGUAGUUGGCAAAUUUGUUGAGUUCUAUGGGGAUGGCAUGGAGGAGCUGUCAUUAGCUGACCGAGCCACUAUUGCAAAUAUGUCUCCUGAGUAUGGUGCAACUAUGGGCUUCUUCCCUGUGGAUCAUGUUACCUUGCAAUAUCUCAAGUUAACUGGAAGAAGUGAUGAAACUGUGUCGAUGAUUGAAGCUUACCUCCGGGCAAAUAAAAUGUUUGUUGACUAUAAAGAGCCUCAACAAGAAAAAGUGUACUCAUCUUACCUGCAAUUGGACCUUACGGAUGUAGAGCCAUGCAUUUCAGGACCAAAAAGACCCCAUGAUCGUGUGCCUUUGAAAGAAAUGAAGUCUGAUUGGCAUGCUUGCCUUGAUAACAAAGUUGGAUUUAAGGGAUUUGCUAUACCAAAAGAAGCACAGGAAAACGUGGCAAAGUUUUCAUUUCAUGGACAACCAGCUGAGCUAAAACAUGGUAGUGUUGUUAUUGCAGCCAUAACAAGUUGUACCAACACAUCAAACCCCAGCGUUAUGUUAGGGGCUGCUCUCGUAGCAAAAAAGGCUUGUGAACUUGGUUUACAGGUCAAGCCAUGGGUGAAAACAAGUCUUGCUCCAGGCUCUGGAGUUGUGACAAAAUACUUACUGAAGAGUGGACUGCAGCCUUAUUUAAAUCAGCAGGGCUUCCAUAUAGUUGGCUAUGGUUGUACAACCUGUAUUGGGAAUUCUGGGGAUUUGGAUGAAUCAGUAUCUGCUGCUAUAUCUGACAACGAUAUUGUUGCAGCUGCUGUACUCUCUGGGAACCGGAAUUUUGAGGGUCGUGUUCAUCCACUGACCAGAGCAAACUACCUUGCUUCACCUCCUUUGGUGGUGGCUUAUGCCUUAGCUGGCACGGUUGAUAUUGACUUUGAUAAGGAGCCAAUUGGAAAAGGGAAGGAUGGAAAGGAUGUCUAUUUCAGGGAUAUCUGGCCGUCGACAGAAGAAAUAGCUGAGGUUGUUCAAUCCAGUGUAUUGCCUGACAUGUUCAAAAGCACUUAUGAAUCUAUUACAAAAGGAAACCCAAUGUGGAACCAACUUUCAGUUCCUUCUGGCACCCUGUACUCAUGGGACCCCAAUUCCACCUAUAUUCAUGAACCUCCCUACUUCAAGAAUAUGACCAUGGACCCUCCAGGAGCACAUGGUGUUAAGGAUGCUUACUGCCUAUUAAAUUUUGGAGACAGUAUCACUACGGAUCACAUUUCCCCUGCAGGAAGCAUCCACAAGGACAGCCCUGCAGCAAAAUACCUUCUUGAGCGUGGAGUGGAUCGCAAGGAUUUCAAUUCUUAUGGAAGUAGGCGUGGUAAUGAUGAGGUGAUGGCAAGGGGUACAUUUGCCAAUAUCCGUCUUGUGAACAAGCUUUUAGAUGGUGAAGUGGGCCCGAAGACGGUUCAUGUUCCCACUGGAGAGAAACUUUCUGUCUUUGAAGCAGCAGAGAAAUACAAGUCAGCUGGUCAAGACACCAUUGUGCUGGCUGGGGCAGAGUAUGGAAGCGGAAGUUCUCGAGAUUGGGCGGCCAAGGGUCCAAUGUUGUUGGGGGUUAAAGCAGUUAUUGCCAAAAGCUUUGAGAGAAUUCAUCGUAGUAAUUUGGUGGGAAUGGGUAUCAUCCCACUUUGUUUCAAGUCUGGUGAGGAUGCUGACUCACUCGGAUUGACUGGACACGAGCGUUACACAAUUGACCUCCCGGACGACAUCAGUAAGAUAAGGCCUGGCCAAGACGUGACUGUCACCACUGAUUCUGGAAAAUCUUUCACUUGCACUGUUCGCUUCGACACUGAGGUGGAGCUUGCCUAUUUCAAUAACGGAGGAAUCCUUCCAUACGUUAUUCGGAAUCUCAUUAAGCAAUGAGUAACUUCAGGAGUCUCUGAUUAAGCAGCAGGGGGGCUUUGUCGUGAACUCGCCCUGUUUUUUUAUUCCCCAUUUUCAUCAAUAAGGGAAAAGAAAAACCCUGGUGGGACUCAAUUUUUUUUUGAAUAGAGAGCGAUGCAAGCAUGUUUGCCUGUCAAGAACUGUUGAGGUUGUUGUAUUUAUUCCAAUAGUAACAAAUACUUUCACCUGCCAGUUUCCACUCUUUUAAUUAUUGAGUGGGUUAACUACGCUGCAGAAAUCGAGAUGGAUGGUUGGAUCCA
Molecule: messenger RNA, 3458 nt
Organism: Cucurbita maxima (winter squash)
Lineage: Eukaryota; Viridiplantae; Streptophyta; Magnoliopsida; Cucurbitales; Cucurbitaceae
Product: aconitate hydratase, cytoplasmic
Exons: 20
Coding region: 208-3177 (989 amino acids)
Biological process (GO): citrate metabolic process; tricarboxylic acid cycle
Cellular component (GO): cytosol; mitochondrion
Molecular function (GO): 4 iron, 4 sulfur cluster binding; aconitate hydratase activity
Source: RefSeq, a predicted model, not a curated record